This is a messenger RNA of Mangifera indica (mango), 1081 nucleotides long. RefSeq names its product glutathione S-transferase F11-like. Gene Ontology annotation, cellular component: cytoplasm. NCBI's taxonomy places the organism in Eukaryota, Viridiplantae, Streptophyta, Magnoliopsida, Sapindales, Anacardiaceae. The transcript is spliced from 3 exons. The record is from RefSeq and is a predicted model, not a curated record. Bases 29 to 673 code for a protein of 214 amino acids. Gene Ontology annotation, molecular function: glutathione transferase activity; glutathione binding.
GGCAUAGAUCAGAUCACAAAGUAACAAAAUGGUAGUAAAAGUUUUUGGUCCUUUGAAUUCCGGUUGCACCCAGAGAGUUUUGGCUUGCCUGCUUGAAAAGGAAGUGGCUUUCGAAAUUGUGCAUAUUGAUCUCGAUCAAGGAGAGCAUAAGCGACCUGAUUUUCUAGUUCGACAGCCGUUUGGGAAAGUUCCGGCUGUAGAAGAUGGGGACUUUAGGCUCUUUGAGUCUAGGGCAAUCGUAAGGUACUAUGCAGCAAAGUAUGCAGAGCGGGGUGCUAACCUACUGGGAAAGACAUUAGAGGAGAGAGCUGUGGUGGAUCAAUGGCUUGAAGUGGAAGCUCACAAUUUCAAUGACUUGAUUUAUACGAUGGUUCUUCAGCUUGUUGUGCUGCCACCAAUGGGGCAGCCGGGGGACUUGGCCUUGGUCCAUAGCUGCGAGCAGAAGCUUGAAAAAGUUUUCGAUAUUUAUGAAGAAAGGCUGUCUAAGGGCAAAUAUUUGGCUGGAGAUAGCUUCACAUUGGCCGAUUUAACCCACCUUCCAAGCAUGAGGUUUCUCAUGAACGAAGCAGAAAUGGGGCACUUGAUCACCGAGAGGAAACAUGUUCAUGAAUGGUGGGAGGACAUUUCUAGCCGCCCUGCUUGGAAGAAACUAAUGAGCCUCGCUGGUUUCUAAGUGUCUUGUGAUGAGUGUUUAAAUUGAUUUGUGUUGUAAUAAUUAAGAAUAAUGUUAUAUUUAUAUACUUUUGAGUAUAUAAAUAAGUAGAAUAAUAUUAUAUGUAUCUAUUUUAAAUACACAAAUAUAUACAUAUUUACCUUUAUCAUCACAUGAUUAAGUAUUAUUUUAUCCUUAAUUCAAUAUCACUCAUCACAUAAUUGAAUGAUGAGUGAUAUUGAAUUAAAGAUAAAAUAAUACUUAAUCAUAUGAUAACACAUAUAAGUAUGUAUACAUUUAUGUACCUAAAAUAGAUACACAUAGUUUUAUUAUAAUGGGUAUAUUGUACUCAAAACUGUAUAAGUAUAAUUUUAUUGAAUAAUUAAAUAUUAUCAAUAAUAAAAUAAUAAUAGUCGGGUUUUUAAGCAA